Teleopsis dalmanni is the source of this 4216-nucleotide messenger RNA. It is a transcript of the gene mus312, whose product is annotated as structure-specific endonuclease subunit SLX4. Lineage: Eukaryota; Metazoa; Arthropoda; Insecta; Diptera; Diopsidae. Gene Ontology annotation, molecular function: enzyme binding. Gene Ontology annotation, biological process: resolution of meiotic recombination intermediates; interstrand cross-link repair; DNA replication. Gene Ontology annotation, cellular component: Slx1-Slx4 complex; nucleus. The record is from RefSeq and is a predicted model, not a curated record. The coding region runs from base 19 to 4122 and encodes 1367 amino acids. The transcript has 8 exons.
UAAACGUUUAAUUAAAAUAUGAACCGUGAAGCACGUAAAGCGAAUUUGAAAAAACUACAAUUGCCAGGUUCAACAAAAAAUACUAAAAAUGCACGCGAAACACGAAGCUCAGCACCAAAAACAACAAUUUCUAAUUAUUUUGCUUCUCCAAACGUUAAAGACAAUAAGUCCAGCACUCAAGAGCUAGAGCAACUGGGAAAUACUAAUAGUCCAAUAGAAGACAUUGAUAUAGAUCAAAAUGUAUUAAAUAAAAAAGCAAACUCUGAAUUAGAAAAAAAGUCCCCUGCUCCAACAAAUUUGAAAACAGUCCGCAAUAAACGCACGAAACUUAAUACGUUUCUGUAUAGCAAAGAUUCAAUUUCAACCGAUAAUCCCGAGAAGGAAGAAUCUAAACAUUGUGAUGAUUUUGAAACAGCCAAGAAAAAAGUAAAGAAAGCACCUAAGCUAAAAGAUACAAAAAAGAACUUAAAAGUUUUGAAAAAGCAACCGAAAAUUAAAAGUGCUUUCCUGCGUAAUGAGCAAAUAUUUUCUGAGAUAACUGCUCAACAUUGUGUAGCAGAUAAUUUUAAUCCAGAUGAAGUUCAAUUAGCUUUGGCGCUAUCUAAAUCGGAGGUAGAAAAUGUUGUCAAUUAUAAUGACGAUGUCAUUGUGGAUUUAAUAUCAGACGAUGCAACAAACUCAAAAAAUGUGAAUAGCAACGAAAAUAUUAGAACUCGGCUUCAAAAGUAUGGCUUCCGUACAGCAGCACGAGAAGAUUAUAGUAAAAUAGCAGCGGCUUUGGUGCCAGGUGCUUACAGGCGAUCGAAGUCUAAAUGGGCUAACAAAUUUACAGCGUUAACACUGCGUAAUGUAGAAAUUCAACAAAAAAAACUUGAUGAUAAAAUUAAUGCAUUUUUAAAACGGCAAGUUAAGCCUAAACCGUUGUGCCACGAGGACGCAUUUACAAAAGAAUAUGAUGUAGUCAGCAAUAACCUAAGAAAACUGCAAGUGUCCACUGAUAACAGAGUUGUACAAAGAGAAGACAGUUCUGUUCAUGUGCAGCUAGAAAAUUAUUUUGUUAAAGAAUUGUUUAAUGUAUCUUAUUUAAAUGCUGGCCAUUUGCUUAAAGAUUGGAAUGCGAUACAAGGCCGUGACAUGACACCCCGUGCUAAAAACUGUCAAAGUAAAAUUAUUGAAAAGGCUUUAUAUAAAGCUUAUAUUGAGUUAGAAAAUUUUUUAAAACAAUUGGACCAAACGGAACUAAAGACGAAAAAAAGCGAAGAUAUAGAUGAAGCUGCAAGCAUACCGAAUGAUAUUAAAGAAGUUGAAAGUCCAGCUGAAAUGAAUAUUAACGAAGAAAAUUUCAAAUUAAUUAAAAUUGGGAUACAAAAUUUGCAAACUUUAACUUGUAAAAGUAAGUCACUGGAUAAUUUAUCCAGUUUAGAACAUUUGUCAAGUUCUGUCCAUACUACAAUAGACUUGUGUAACAGUGGCGAUGAAAUGGAAACAAAUAGUGAUGCUAAAACUGUUGUAGAGAACAUAAACAAAUCAACUCAAUUGUCCAUCAUUUUAGAAACACCAGUCAAUAAUAUUUUAAUUUCAAAUAACCCACAAGUAAACCAAAUUUGUGAUAAGAAGUUAAUUGAAGAAAUAUGCUCGCCCAUUCAUUUAGGAAUACCCGAUAAUGACAAGUUAGAUACAAAUUUUUCAUUCACAACAGAAACUAGUACAAGUCCAAUUAAAGAGCCACCACUUAAAAAGUUAAAACAGAUUCAGAACAUAAUAUCCCCACCAAAAAAGAAAUCAACUAGUGAACAAACCAGCAAGCCAUCGGAUAAAAUCUCAAAUACUCAACUUUGUAGAGAAAAAUCUCCCGAUUUAUUUGCGGACUCAGAUGAUGAUUUCGGUCAAGAGAAUAUGUGUGAUGUGGAUGUUGAAAAUAACUCAAAGGAAUCUAGUCAUGGUAUAACAGUUUAUGAGAUUUUCUCCAGUGAUGAAGUGAAGACUACAGAUAUUAAAACAAAUGAAAGCUUUUCAGAAGCGCCAAUGAUUGAUUUAACUGCAAACGCUGAUGAUAUUUCUGCAAUUUCUGCAAAUAAUGUUUCUCCCUUACAUUCACCAUUAGCGUAUCACAAUAAUUUGACUACAUUGAAUUUUUCGCUCCGAGAUUCUAUACUGAUUGACAGUGGGAAAAUUAAAGAAACUAAUAAAAAUAUUUAUAACAAAAAAUCUCUAACUGACAACUUUGUUGGGCAAACAUAUAAAUCUAAUCUCGAUAAAUCUGAAGUAUACGAUGUUAAUGAAGUUGUAUUUAAUGACUUAGUUAAGAAAUAUUUAAAACCGGAAGGCAACCAAUUAAAGAAGAGACAGUCAGUUUCAUUGACGCAAUUACCAACCGUCAACAAAUAUUUCCAUUUAAAUGAAAUUGCAACAAAUGAAAACAUCAGUAGAGAAAAGCAUUACGAUGAACCAGGUAAACCAAUGCAAAGUAUGAAAACCGAACCUUCUAGUUUUAAAAAGUCACUAUCAUUUACAAUGAAUCCAAUUGAUGAUAUGUGCAUUGAUUUAACGCAAAAUAGCGACGAAGAUGAUGGCGAUGGUAAAAGCAUUGAUAAUAAGUCUGCUAGUCAAGAAGUAGAAGAUGAUGAAAAUGAAUGUUUGAUAUUAUCCGAUGAUGAAAUCAAUUACUCCAUUUGGCAAGCGGAUCGUACAAAGAACUUUAUAAAUGAUGACUUCGCUCCAUUAGAAACAGAAGACUUCAGUUUAAAUAGUAGUUCUGAUCAUGAUAUAAAUCAGAAUACCAACCAAAAUAAGCACCAAAAUGAAAUUUCCGAAGAACACAAUCAACAUGAAUUUUCUAUAUUAGAUUUAGUCAGUGAUGAAAGUUCUGAUAAGAAAUGUAAGGAGAAUUCGAUGUUUGAGUGCGAAACUGAACCAAUACUAGAACAGUUUCUUAAAACUACACUUCCCACAGAAACUAUGAAUUUAAAUGACAUAUCAAGGGAACGUGCUGAAUUUGGUAUAAUGGAUAGCUACUCUGAGCCAUUUACACAAUCGCCAUUACAAACACCAACCAAAGCUACCUUUGACACAAAACAACUGUUGACAGAUGCUUCAUUUUUACAAUCGCCUGGUGAAAAUAUGGUUGCCAUUAAACGUUACAGUAGCAUAGGAACGAAUAAAUUUGACGAUCUCUUAAAGAAGGUGCGAGAAGAUAAAAGUGAUACGGAUGAAUUCGAUGAGUUCGACAAACUAGUAUAUGCUACUCCAAAGAAAAUUGAUUCUUCUAUUAUUGAACCCAGCGGCAUGAAUAAGUUACUUACGGCAAAAUUAAAUUUCUCUAUAGAAACAGAGAGAGAUGAAGUAAAUAUUAAUAAUUUAGAGGAAAAUAUAACUCAGGAAGUACACGUUAACUCUAGAGCAUAUAGCGUUCGCUUAACAGCUGCACCUAAACCUGAUUUUCUACAACUAACUGAAGCAGAACUAUUAAAACUACUUUAUGGCUUUGGUAUCAAACCAUUGAAGCGUAAGCAAGCUAUUAAAAUGUUGGAAUACAUUUAUAAUCAAACUCAUCCUUUAAUUAUGGAUGAAGUUUCAGAACUUUUAGAAACUAAUACUUCUAACACCUCCAAUGAAUAUAAUAUGCUUGCAAACAAUUAUUCUGCAAGUGCAGUCGCUUCUACACAAAAUAUUUUGGAGGGGAACAAGGAGGAACUGUUAACUCAAAUUGCAGCAAAUAACAAAAUAACACUACAAGAUUCUUCUGGUAGCAAUUUCUUACGCUUUGCACAUAAAUUAUUCCCUGAAUUGGAAGAUGAAGUAUUUAUUUUACAAACAAAUGUUACAAAAAAAACACAACAACCGUUAUUACCAUUUCAUAUAGCCUGGUUCAAUCUGGUUUGCGCUAAUCCGUCUCUGCAUGAAGCAAUACUAAUGUUCCAACCAAUCGACUUACAAGAUGUAUAUUUAUUUCUAAAAAAUUUGGGGUAUCGUUACGAUCCAAAGGAUCUAAAAAUAUUUUUUGACAGACGUUGUAUAAUAUUUCGAUACGAUUUGACUGCAGCUGCAGGAAAGCCAUCAAGUGGAAGUAAUCGUCAUGUCCGUAAACCUAAGAGCAAAAAUAAAUAUAACUCAAAACCAUAAUUCUUAAUAUAUUUUAUUAUACAAAUUUUUUUUUAUAUAAAUAAAAAUAGAAGAUUUAUUAGGCUUUUUUACAACGGGUUCAGUUUUUCUAUUU